AUGUCGUCGAUACGGUUCGCUACACGGUUUAUAAAUCGUAACCCGCGUAACCUCGAAAUGCUUGGGUUACAAAAACCACAUGUAGGCUACGAAUUUGAAGUGGACAAAGAGAAACGUAGCUUCAUUUAUAAAGUUGAACUUGUACAGUCAAGCGCUCACCAGAUAGCUCGGUUAUUACACUAUAGAGAUGGUGUUGUUAUUGAAGCAUCUACUAAGGAAAAAGCGAUCUCAAACCAAUUGUACAGUAAUACGGAUACGUGCGCAGCAAUGAAUCUUGGUUGCAUUCUUGCUACUCGGUGUCUCCAAGCAGGUAUUCAUUUCGCUUUACCUGCUGCGACUCAGGAGCAGAUCGAGAAGAGCAAGCAUCAAAAGGAAUUCUUCAAAGCUUUGGAGGCCGAAGGUUUGCAAUUGCAAGAACCGACGGCGAUUGACCAAACCUAUGAGACGGACCGGUCAAUGGUGUGGGAGCGGUAUCCGACGAAGGCAAGUCGGCAAGAUAAGCUUGAUGAGCUGUAA
This is a messenger RNA of Angiostrongylus costaricensis, 516 nucleotides long. NCBI's taxonomy places the organism in Eukaryota, Metazoa, Nematoda, Chromadorea, Rhabditida, Metastrongylidae. The record is from the annotation of a GenBank genome assembly.